Hyaloperonospora brassicae is the source of this 3072-nucleotide messenger RNA. The record is from the annotation of a GenBank genome assembly. NCBI's taxonomy places the organism in Eukaryota, Oomycota, Peronosporomycetes, Peronosporales, Peronosporaceae.
AUGGAGACAAUGCAGGAGAUGGCGGUGAACGUGAAUGGCAAAGGAGCCAUGCAGCUAGUGACGACCCUCCAGCCCAUGAAAGACGGACAAGUCCCUGCAGGUCGAGACGUGGUCUUUACUAGCGGAGAGGAUGGCGUCUUGUUCGUGACGGACCUGACGACCGAGAGCUCCGUGUAUCAGGUUGAAGUGUGCGAUGGGUUCAUCCCGUCUUUCGUUGUGACGCCGGAGCAGAGCCACGUGCUCAUUGCAUCGGAUGAUGACUGCAACGUCGCAUCCUAUAGUCUCCCACCGGAUUGCCAGCUGGACGCACUGCUGCGUCGCUCGACGGUCUCGAUUCGCCAAGUCACGUGCUCGUCCACGUUGGUCGCCAUUGUCGACGACGAGCCCGUCGUGCGCGUGCUACUACGCAGUAACACAGAGCAAGUGAUCCUGGCCGAGGGUUGUACCGGUGCCAUCAAGAGCGUGGCACUUGAUCCACAGGAGAAGUACCUCUGUGCCAGCAGCGAGGACGCCACAGUGCGAGUUUUUGCAAUAAAUGUACCAAAUCAGCAAGCAAUAGUGGCCAAGAUUUUCAAGAUCAAGCAUGGCAACAUACGGAAUGAUGACUUGCUGCUACGGUGUGCCUGGCAGCCGGGAGAGGCGGGCAAGUUGCUGGCCGUGCCAAUGGAUAAGGGCAUUGUUGAGCUUUUUGAAAAAGACACGUGGGUGUCUAAGAUCAGACUGAUGCUGCCGAUCGGCAAGAGCAUCGCUGCUGAUGUGGAUAUCCUGGCUUUCUCGCCAAACGGUCGGUAUCUGGCUGCGGCUACGUGUGCAAAGGAGGUGUUUGUUUGGGAGCUGGAAACGCAGACAGUUUUACGCUCGUUUAAGAUCGACUACCAAGCUUUGGGUGUCCAAUUCGCAAAUAAGAGCAAUGCUUUAGUAGUGUAUCACAUUGGCGGCAAGCUGGCUUUCGUCAAAGAUGUGAUCUCGUCGGGACACACUCCACCUCAGCAUAUGGCCGAACAAUCCUUCGCUGCAAGUGCGAGCCCAUUAGAAAAGGGUUCGAAGCAAAAAGAGAAGAAGUGCGAAGCAUCAGCAUUUGUGAGUGGCGAAGCUGAGGUGGAUGGAAAGCUUGAUGUUGACGACGAAGAGGACAUGGGCUUCGACGAUGACAACGAAGCACGAGUAGAAGCCAUUAAGGCUAGCUUUGGUUUCGGCUCAGCCGCAAAGACCAUGAUCGGCGACCACGUCAAACACGAUGACGACUUGCUGUCGACUGACCCCAGUACAAAGUCGUUUGACCAGGGACUUUCUCCUUUGCGAACAGUCACAGAACCUUUCCAGCCCGGUAGCGUCAAGAAUGCCAGCGAGCGUGGCAGCACUGCUACCACGUUACUGGCGUGGACUCCAGAAGGUGAGAUUGAGGUGAUCGGAGGAGCCAGUAUGAGUGAGCACCUGGUCAAGGUGGAGUUUGCCGACAAGUCUCGUCGAGGAUUCAAAUUUAACGACAACUACAUGUUUUCGUUAGCAUUCCUGGGUGAUUAUGGCGCUAUUUUUGCCGCCCCGCGACGUGCUCGCGAAGACUGGGAAGACGUCGAUGCAGAUACCGACGAAAGCAACAUUGUCAGCAGCUUAGUUUUCUACCGCCCGUUCGAGUCUUGGGCAAGCAACAGCUCGUGGCACAAGACAUUGCCGGAGGGCGAAGAUGCUGAGUGCGUUGCUGCAGGUCGUGAAUAUUGUGCAGUGGCUACCUCGCUGCAUACCUUACGAAUCUAUACAUCAAGUGGCCUCGACUAUGCGCUGCUGCGACUACCUGGUCGUAUCGUGACAAUGACCGCAAAAGAGUCACUCUUGGCCGUGGUGUACCAGGGGUUGUAUGGACAAAUGCUCUAUCAGCUCUUUUGUAUAGCGGUGGACUCGUCACGCAAUCGCGUUACGCUACUCUCGAAGGGUGAGUUACCUAUGACACCGCCACCUCGGGAUGUAUUUGCGUCACGCAGAGAGAACGACAUGAUAAGCGAAAACGUGUCGAACUGGGCGAAGCUUACAUGGCUUGGGUUCGACGAUCGCCAGAUUCUCUACGCAGUGGACUCGUUCUCAUGCAUUCAGGCGUUGUCACCCAGCUUAGGAUGGAAUUGGUUUCCUAUCGGCUGCGUGAGCAACGCACUGCAAAAGAAGCCCAAAGAUCGUCACGGCAUCUUUGCGCUUGGUGUGGUCAAUGACUCGUUGCUUUACUUUCCGCUGGAAAAGGGUGCCCGAGCUCCUAAGCUCCGCGGCAGUCAUCGUCCGGUGCCCGGUAUGUUUCCACUACGCGCGGCGUCUUUUCCGACAACGUCAAAGCAGAACGAUGACGGCGCGAACGGCCAAAUGUGGCAGAACGUGAGGCUAUGCGGACUGGAGUCGAUCGGGAGCGAAGUGAACGCGGAUAAGCAUGUCGCGGACCAGGUGAUUCGCGAACAGGCGGAAAUGGACAAGGCGCUCAUCUUGAUGAUGAAGACGGCUUGCACAAAUGACGAGCCUGCACGCGUGCUCGACUUGGCGAAGUGUCUGCAUCUGGAAAAAUCUCACCAGAUUGCACAGAAGCUCGCUGUUCACUUCUCUUUGCGCCAGCUGCAAACGCAACUCUACGAGCUAUACCGCUUAAAAUUUGAGGAACCUCAGCGUUUUGACCAGACGUCAAGGACACAAGCUUCUUUUCAGCCUCCUAGACAACCCGUGCCGUACCAAGUAAGCCAAGAUGAAGAGAUACCCGAGCCACGAGACGUGGAUCCUCUCUGCCGUGCGCGCAGUUUACUGUCUCGACCGCUGUCCAAGCCUUCUCGUGAUGAGCAGUGCGAUACAGAAGGUACCUCUGUUGAGAAGGCCCACGAGCCGAAGUCUUCAGCGUUACCGAGAGCUGCGUCAACGAAGGAAAGUGCACGCGUGGAACGAUCGGUGGCCCCAGCAAAUCCGUUCUUGAGAAAAACGGGUGGUUCUUCAGCACCAUCGCCUUCUGGAAGUAUGGGAGACAAAAAGACUGGGUUGCAGCGGAUGGCCAAGUUUGCGUCGCCUUCACCUACGAAGAGACAGUGCCGGUCGACGUCGAAUAAGUAA